Molecule: messenger RNA, 2464 nt
Organism: Pipistrellus kuhlii (Kuhl's pipistrelle)
Lineage: Eukaryota; Metazoa; Chordata; Mammalia; Chiroptera; Vespertilionidae
Exons: 2
Coding region: 75-773 (232 amino acids)
Source: RefSeq, a predicted model, not a curated record
CCCUGGCCCCAGUAGAAAAUGUAGUGGGAAACCAAGCUACAACUUGCAUUAACCAACAAAAGAAAAACCCAUCCAUGCUCAGUCCUUUCCUAGAAGAGAAGGGGCCCUGCCACACCGUUCACCCUACAUUCUGCCCUCGGCCCAAGCAGGACGUGAGCACCUGCCAAGCUGGGCGCUUCAAGAAUAAUGGUCCAACUUUUCGGACGCAAUCUGGGGAAGAGACACAGUUUAUUUCUCGAGGAGCGCAAGAAAGGGAGCAGACAAGGUCCUCUCGGGAAGGGAUGCACGAGCUUUGGGGGCCGAGAGUCUCCUCCGCCCGCAGGAGAAUUCAAAAUCCGCUUGCUUCCGAGAGACCCUUAGGAGCAGCACACUGUGGCUGCGGCCAGCCUCCGGCCUGGGCGAAACUGCAGGCAGUGUUUACACCUGUCACGAGGGAGGAGGAGGGAGAAAAAAGGGAGCCCCAGCAAAGCCCCAAACUUCUCAGCGGCUCCCGGGAGGGAGGGAGCGGCCCGGCGCGGAGCUGUGGGCAGGUGGCAGCGGAGGGACAGGGCGAGCCGGCGGCGGCGGCCGGGGAGGUGACGACGACUCUCACUUCCCCGGCCGGUGCCCGGGGUGGCAAGGAGGAAGCUGUACGCUUCGGCGCCGCCGCCGCCGCCGGCUUCCCCGCACCCGCCGCGGAAGAGGGCAGAGCCCGAGCCCGGAGCCCGCAGGCCCGCAGAGCCGGCACCUCCCCGCAGCCCCCGGGCUCCGCGGCAGACAGAAGAGGAAGCUGAUGUUUAGCAAAUAAAGAAGAGGUGGUUGUACGUGAAACGUACGAGGGGAAGGAAGAGGGAAAGUCGCCGCCGAACGGACAAGUCUUCUCAAAGACGGGAUUUUGUUCACGGAUGGAAGCUGUGGUCUUUUUAUUUAUUUUUGUUAUUAUUUUUUUAUUUUUUUAACCGAUGCUGCGGGAGAAUAGCCGAUGAAAUGAAAGACAUCAAAUAACACUGCUGCGUUUCUCUAACGGGUCAUAACAGGUUCUUUUCCUACCAUCAGUCCUGAGCCGUUGGCCAUCGCGUGUUGAUAAGUUUCACGCCCCCCGGCGUUUAUCAUUGAAUAGUUAGGACGCCGCCGCCGUGAAAUUCAGGAGGUUAUUGUCAUCGUCUGGGGUGACGAGCCGGGGCUCCGAUCACCAGAUCGCGAACCCUAAUGUAAAGUAUUCCACAAUAGCAAAGCUCCACAAGCUACCCCGAGAAACAGGAGGAAAAACACCCCCUUCGGCAACGGGAAGUGUCCACCCCUGUGAGUGGAGGAAUUUCACAAACCCGGGGAAGAGAAGGACAAAAGCAGUUCAUCAUGGUCCAUCCCGACUCUGCAGUGUUCUAGGCACAUUAACGUGGACAGACCCGCAUGUGUCUACAAACUCAUUCGCUGUCAGAUGACUACAUAAUUUUAUAUUGCGUAGACUACAUAAUUUUACAUUGGAGUACCACCCAUUGCCUCGUGGCCGUGCUGGAUUUUUUGGUUAUUGUUAAAGCGAGAAUAAUCUACUAAUAUAUGGCUUGUCAAAUUUAUUCCUAUUGCAUUUCGCCCCCUGCUGGUUUUAGCUGCAUGAUUGAAUGUACAUAUAUGUGUUAGUAUCUAUGUUUAUUACCAAAGAAGGAAAGAAAACUGUGUGUGUAGAAACUGGAAAUUAGUUAUUUUAAAUGAACACAUGCCUGUUUUUACUUGAUAGCUCUACUCAAUAGAAAUGUUAGGAUAAUAAGAACAUAUGAUAAAAUCUUAAAGCUGAACCUAUAUCAAGAAAAUGUUUAAAGUGAAAUAAUUAACAUCAGAACAUUCAAAAGAAAACCCUGCUUUCAGAAAAAAAUAUCUUCCUGGUUUCAUACAUAACAUGGGAUUAUGACUUUUUUCAGGUAAAUGCAGAAGCCAAUUCUGUUCACUAAGGACAAUUAAGAAAUCAGAGUCCAACGCUAUACAUAGAACUAUUUGUCCAGCUGACUUGUGAGUGCAAUCAACCAAUUGUAAUUGGUAAUCCUACCAUAAUUCUGAAGACAGCAUUUCAAUGCUUGUGAAAUUGUAUUGCAAAAGCAAAGUAUUUAUAUCUGAAUGUUUUUAAAAUGAUGAAUCUAUGAGAAACACUAUAUUCAUUGCAUUUGGGUCCAAUGAUAGUAUUGUUUUUGUUUACCUUUUAAAAAUUAUGACUGUAACUAACUACAUUAAGCUAAGAUUUUGUAUCAAGAAAAGAAAAAAUAAAUGAUCUUGUUUUUUUUCUCCUGUGCAGAAUUUUUGUAAAGUUGUAGUCAUCAUAUAAGUUGAUUUUGUAUCCUUUUGUUCACUUACUAGUAUGUUAUAAGCAUUUCCUACUAUUGCUUAACAUUUUAUAAAACCUUAAUUUUACUCUCCUACAUAGUUUCAAUGGACUGAUUUAUCCAUUAUCCUACUCAUAGAUAUUUUCCACUAUUAUAAAUAAUAUUUUGAUGAA